UCUCUGAAGCUCAAUUUGUAACGGCUACCUAGAAUUCUAAUAAAGAAAAAGUCCAAGGGGGUGCUGUCAAGUAAUGAGCCUCAAGAACGAAGACAAAAGGCAAGGGUGACAAUUGCAAGGAGUGACACGUACAUUUCCGAAAAUGAGUACUACACCUCAAAGGGCUUCUAGAGGACAAGAUAACCAAGAAGAAGUAUCCAAUUCCCUUGAAUCAAAUAAAUUAUUAGAUGAGAGGACAAAAAGAUUUCAAUAUCUUGACACUUCUGUCAGUCUUUAUCAAGCUGCCCUGAAAGGUGAUUGGCCAGUUGCUAAGGCUCUAAUUAAGAAAUAUCCAGAUAUCUUGGGUCGUCCCAUAACAGAAGGGAAUGACACAGCUCUUCAUAUCGCAGUUUUAGCUGAACGCACCGCUUUUGUAAAACAACUAGUCAAAUGGAUGACUCCGGAUCACAUAGCAUUGCAAAACCAGGACAAAAACACAGCCCUUUGCUUUGCUGCUGGAUCAGGAAUCGUGUUAAUUGCUAAGGAGAUGGUGGAAAUGAACAAGAAACUGCCAUUAAUCCGUGGUAGCGACGAAAGGACACCACUUUACACGGCAGCUUUGCACGGACGUAGAAACAUGGUGUCGUAUCUAUACUCUGUGACUCCUUUUGAGGAUUUGACUCCUGCUGAACGCAUUGAUAUCCUUGUUGCCACUAUUUCUACUGAUAUGUAUGAUGUAGCAUUGACAAUUCUGAAAAAGGAUCGAAAAUUAGCAACUAUGAGGGAUAGCUAUGAGAAUAUAGCAUUGCAAGAGCUGGCUAGAAAACCUUUUGCAAUCGGCGACAGAAGUCAGCUAUAUCGAUGGGAAAGAUGCUUAAACUCCAGGUUCGAAGGGGUGUGUAACAAAGCUUUGAUGCAGACAUUAGCUCAUGAAUUAGUUGAACUCCUCUGGAGAGAGGUUCUAGUACUGCCAAAACAGCAGUUCUCCAAACUACUUAAAGAUCAUUCGACUUUACUUUUUGAAGCUGCAGAAUUAGGAAAUGUUAAUUUUCUAAUUAUACUUAUACGCUCUUAUCCUGAUCUCAUAUGGAGAGUAGACGAGAAUAAACGAAGCAUAUUUCACAUUGCUGUUAAAUUUCGGCAAGAAAAUGUGUUCAAUCUAAUAUAUGAGAUAGGCGCUAUCAAGGGUAUCAUUGCACAAUAUACUGAUACAAACAAUAACAACAUGCUGCACUUAGCUGGACGAUUGGCUCCUUUAGAUCGACUAAAUAUCAUAUCAGGAGCACCCCUUCAAAUGCAACGAGAGUUACUGUGGUUUAAGGAGAUAGAAAAUAUUGUGCCGCCUCCAUACAAGAAAAUGACAAAUACAGAUAAACACGGUGAACCUGCAUAUACACCUUGGGAAUCAUUCAUAGGGAACCAUCAAAAGUUAAAAGAAGAUGGUGAAAAGUGGUUGAAAGACACAUCAAACUAUUGCAUGCUUGUGGCGACAUUGAUAGCUACUGUGGUCUUUGCUGCAGCUUUUACUGUACCAGGUGGUAACAAUCAAGAAACGGGAACACCUGUAUUUUUGAAAAGUAACUGGUUUUUGGUGUUCUUCAUAUCAGAUGUAGUGGCACUGCUCUCAUCUUCAACUUCGAUACUAAUAUUUUUGUCAAUUCUCACUUCACGUUAUGCAGAAGAGGAUUUUCUCGUGUCACUACCUGCAAGGUUGUUGUUUGGACUUACAACACUCUUCACCUCUAUAGCAAGCAUGGUUGUAGCUUUUAGUGCAACCUGCUUUUUGGUUUAUGACAGUGAAAUGUCAUGGGUUCCAAUUGUUAUACUUGCUUCUGCCGGUUUCCCAGUUACUUUAUUUGUCGUUCUACAUUAUCAACUUUGGGCUGAUAUUUUUCGAUCAACAUACUCGUCCAGAUUUCUUUUUCGGCCAUACAAACGUAAGUUAUUUUAGCAAAAGAUGUUGAUUGGACAGAUGAUCAGCAGAAAAUCUAGAAUGCAAGUGAAAAAAAGAGGAAGACAAACUGUUAAGAGGAAGGCAAGAGUUUUUAAACAAGGAAGGCUGAAGAAAGA
Molecule: messenger RNA, 2049 nt
Organism: Alnus glutinosa
Lineage: Eukaryota; Viridiplantae; Streptophyta; Magnoliopsida; Fagales; Betulaceae
Exons: 6
Coding region: 143-1930 (595 amino acids)
Molecular function (GO): protein binding
Source: RefSeq, a predicted model, not a curated record